Pimephales promelas (fathead minnow) is the source of this 7389-nucleotide messenger RNA. It is a transcript of the gene znf609a, whose product is annotated as zinc finger protein 609a. Gene Ontology annotation, cellular component: nucleus. Lineage: Eukaryota; Metazoa; Chordata; Actinopteri; Cypriniformes; Leuciscidae. Gene Ontology annotation, biological process: regulation of transcription by RNA polymerase II. The record is from RefSeq and is a predicted model, not a curated record.
UGAGUGUGUGUGUGUAUGAAUGUGAGUGUGCAUGAAUGUGAGUGUGCAUGAUGAGUCCGUAUGUGUGUGUGUAACCCCUGCACAUUUUCUUGGAGGGCUAUUUUUCGUGUGUUUUGGAUCUAUGGCAUGCAUCUAGAUCGGGCUGGAUCCUCUGGGGGGGCAACAAUGUGGGUUACUGGGAAGGGGAAACCGACAGGACCCUGAGGCAUUUGUAGAUGUGCUUCCCGACCGCCUCAGUCGUCUGAGAAGGUCAGACCUCCCUGUGGCACGCUUGGGCCGCUGGCACUAAGAUGUCCCUCAGUAGUGGCACUGCAGGCGGGAAAGGUGUGGACUCGAAUGCGGUGGACACUUACGACAGCGGGGAUGAGUGGGAUAUUGGCGUAGGAAACCUGAUUAUUGACCUCGACGCCGACUUAGAGAAAGACAAGCUUGAGAUGUCUGGCACCAAGGACGGGGACGGGAUGGCUACUGCCUCGAGCGCCGUAGCGGCAUUGCCUGACAACAUUAAGUUCAUUAACCCGGUGCCUCCUCCUCCGAUCAAGGACAGCAAAUCCAAAGCUAAGCGUAGCAAGAAUUCCAAGGACAGUAGCAAGUCCUCGACCCCUGAUGGGGGCAAGAAGGACGCCCAAGGACGGACUCAAAAUGAGGGCACUGGGGCAACCGCAGGAAGCGGUUCCACGACCUUACCUUCUGGGAAAGGCUCUGAUAAAAGUAACAAGGCCUCCCGUAAUGUUCAGAGUGGGAAAAAGGACAAGGACGGAUCAGGGAAAAGCAAGAAGGAGAAAAACGAAGGGGUACAAGUUGGGAACGUGCCCUUGGAUAAGGACCCAUCGGCCCAGGUUAUGCCUUUAGGCCAGGCACGCAAUACCCCAUUUGAGGGGACGCAAAAUUCGAACCUCGGUGGUGCUGAUCAACUAGGGAAUAUUACCCUUGAGACCAGUGGAAUAGUCACACCUUUGGCUAUCAAGAGCGAACCAGAAGAAGUGGAAAAUAAUGACUGCAGGAGCAUGAAGAAAGUAAAAAGUGAGAAGAUGGAGUCUCCGGUGUCCACGCCGGCACCGCCAGCGCUGCACCUCCUCGCGCCGGUCCUCAGCGCCGACGUGUCGUCCUCGUGCGAGCAGAUCAUGGUCCGCACGCGCUCCGUGGCCGUCAACACCUCUGACGUGGCCCUGGCCACCGAGCCCGAGUGUCUGGGUCCCUGUGAACCGGGAACCAGCGUCAACCUGGAGGGCAUCGUCUGGCAGGAGACGGAAGACGGUAUGCUGGUUGUAAAUGUUACCUGGAGGAACAAGACGUAUGUGGGCACCCUGUUAGACUGCACUCGACAUGACUGGGCUCCUCCACGGUUCUGUGAGUCACCCACAAGUGACCUGGAGAUGAGGAAUGGGCGUGGACGGGGUAAAAGAAUGAGGCCCAAUAGCAAUACGCCAGUAAAUGAAAACAGUAACUCUUCUGAUAACAAAGGCAGCAACAACAGCAAGACUCGAGCCGCGUCGAACAGCAAAGGGCGACGGGGCAGUCAGAAUUCCUCUGAGCGGCGAACCCCACCAAACAGCAACCCUGAGGAUAUAAAGGCUAGUCCUUCAUCUGCUAACAAACGCAAGAACAAACCUGCCUCAGACAUGGAGCCCAAUUCUAGUUCUGAGGAUACUAAGGGUAGCAAACGAAUGCGAACCAAUUCGAAUAGUGGAAUACCUCAUACUAUUCUUCCCCUGUCCAACAUCAAAGCUGAAUCCUUGCCCCCUUCUUUAGAUCGCAGCUGCCCCUCACCGGUUCUCAUUGAUUGCCCCCAUCCCAACUGCAACAAGAAAUACAAGCACAUUAAUGGACUUAAAUAUCACCAGGCUCGUGCUCACAAUGAUGAUGAUAUCAAGCUGGACAUAGAUGGUGAUAGUGAGUAUGGUGAGGACUCCACUUUGCACCCCGAGUCAGGUAGUUGCAAUGGUGCAUCCAUUUCCCAGAAGGGUUGUGCGUCUCCUGCAAGGUCGAACACACCCAAAGGUAGAGGAUUUGAUGCCCAGAGCCAAUCACCCUCAUCAGGAAAGUUCAGCUCGAAGCAGCCUGGCAAGAAGAAACCAGAAACUGAGCAUGACUCUGUUGUACCCAUGGAUGGCGGUGAGGAUGGCCCAUGUCUUACAGAUGAGACGAGCAAUGAUGGCAUUGAUGAUAAAAGAGGCUUGGAUAAAGCUAAGAAGUCUGGGAGUAGUACCAAGGCAGAAAAACUUGCUCAGAAGGCAAUGAAGUCCGCAAGACCCCUGGUUCCCUCUUUACCUCCACAGCAAUUGUACAACUUACCAACCUCUGGCUUCCCUGCUCCCAAUUCUGGCUCGUCCGCCAGUAUGGGCUCUCUGGUCCAGGCCAUUAGCAAGAGCCCCCAACUAAAGUCCAUUCAACCCAAACCUGCAGUAAUUGGAGAUCCCUCAAUCAACCCAGUCUUGAGUGGUUCUAAGGACAAGAAAAAGAAAGAUAAGAAAAAGAAGGAGGGCAGUAAGGAAGGAGACAGUCCAAAAGCCCCUUCUAAAGGAGGGAAACCUGAAGAAGGUAAGAGCCCAUAUUCUGAAAGCUCAGACCAAGGCAGUAAGAGUGAGGGACUGUUAAAUGGAUCCACGGAUCCACAUCAAAGUCGGCUAGCCAGCAUGAAAGCAGAGGCGGACAAAAUCUACAGUUUUUCGGACAAUUCCCCCAGUCCUUCUAUUGGCGUGGCUAGUCGGAUAGAAAGUGGUGGGAUGGCACAGCCUCUUACUCCACUGCAUGUGGUUACCCAAAAUGGGGCAGAUAACUCUUCUGUGAAGACCAAUAGCCCAGCAUACUCUGACAUCUCAGAUGCAGGGGAGGAUGGUGAGGGCAAAGUGGAUGGUAUAAAGGUCAAGUCUGAGGAUCAGGCAGUUCGGGAAGGUGCCAAGAAAUCUCUAUUCCCAUCCCAACCACCAAACAAAGACCCCUCUUAUUAUCCAGGUUACGAUACAUAUUACUCACCCAAUUAUAGCAACCCAAACCCCAGUCCAGGAGUCUCUAACCCUCCCAACACGUUGCAAGAUGUUGCAGUGAAGGUGAAAAAAGAGGAGGAACCGGAACCAGGGAUUGACAAGGGCAAAUCAGAGCCGCUUGAAGAACGAAAGCCAGAUAUAGGUGUACCCUCUCAACAGCAACAGCAACCACAACAGCAGCCUUCGGUCAUUCAACAGCGUACCAGCAUGUUCAUGCAGCCCCUCUAUUACAAUCAGUAUGCUUAUGUACCUCCCUUUGGCUAUUCACCAGAUCAGACCUAUCAUAACCACCUGAUGAACACAAGUCCAGCUUACAGGCAACAGUGUGAGGACAGACAACGACAAGCUGCUGAGCAGCAUCGUGUUGCAGAGAAGAAAUCAGAGGCUGCUCAGAAGGAUAGAGAAGCCUCCAUUAAGCAAGAAGAAUGGAAGCAGAAAGCUUCGGUUCCUCCAACAUUGUCUAAGGCGCCAAGCAUCUCAGACUUGGGCAAGCCGUCCCAGCAGAGCAAGCCCAAAGAUCUCUCAGAGCCUGGCAAGUCAGUCAUUAUCCCCAAAGGGGAAGAUGGCAAGGGACAGACCCAGCAAGGUGAGGGUUUGAAAAUGAAGCUAAGUGAAGCUGGCCAUCAUACAAAGGAUGAGCAGAAAUCAGGCCUCGAGUCUGGAAGAUCGGCUAUGGAGCAGGCAAUGUACAUGUAUAGACAGGAGCCAGACUCUCGACUGUGGCCCUACGUUUACCCCAGCAAGUACCCUGAUGCUCAGAAACAGAUUGAUGAGGAGAGGUGGAAGGAAGAGCGAGAACGGGAUCGUGAGCGAGAAAAGGACCGAGAUCGGGACAGAGACCGUGAGAGAGACCGGAAGGGCAAAGAUGAAAGGUCACGUCAUAAAGACACUCCCUCUAAAGAGGAAAAUAAGGAAGUGGCAGAACCACGAACUUCAUCAGCCCCAGAGGAGCAUAGAGGAGUUAGCAAAGAUCCACGAGCACAUAUGCAGUUUUCCUCACCUCUGCCGCAGCACCAGUCAUAUAUGUCUUAUAUGCACGGAUACCCCUAUGGUCAAGGUUAUGACACCGGCCAUCCAGGAUACAGGGGGAUGCCUGCUGUAAUGAUGCAGAAUUACCCUGGAUCGUACCUGUCGCCAGGUUACCCUUUUUCUCCAUAUGGCAGUAAGAUGCCCCCUGGUGAGGAGGGUGAGAAGGCUCGUGCCAGUCCUACGGUGAGCGGCAAGUCUGCGUCUGACUCCAAAGCCCUGGACAUCUUGCAUCAGCAUGCUAACCAGUACAAGAGCAAAUCGCCCACAGUGGGUGAAAAGAUGCCCCACGAAAGAGACCGAAGUGGGAGUGACCGAGAAAGAGACGGUGAACGUCCAAGAUCUUCACCUUCUCAGCGGAUCAUGCCUUCCCACCAUCAUCUAGGCUAUCCACUACUCCCAGGACAGUACGACCUGUCUUAUGCUACAGGUAUCUCCUCUUCAGCCAUUGUUGCAAGUCAACAAGCCUCUGCCCCUUCACUAUACCCCCCCGCACGGAGGUGAGAAUGGGAGAAGUGACUAGCCGCUUUUCUGCAGAAAUGUGACUGGUUCACAUGAGGACAUGGUGUGGAGGAGCUUAUGACAUCAGUUCAAUGAUGUUCCUGAUUUCCUUAUGGUUCUUUUCCCCCGGACUUCUUCUCGGUCGCCUUCAGACGGGAGAAAAAGCAGAUCCAUACGCCUCCCUCUCUGUGCUGCUGGAAACAUACUCAGGAGAGAGGAGACACGCACAAUGCGGAAAACACACACGGACCUACAGAGUGUGGGAAAUCUUCAAUGAAUGCAAAGACAUUCCUGGAAGUCACUACAUUGUGUUUAAAGCGUGGAGUGCGGAUGUUCUGGACUGCUGCUCUAGAGCCAUAAGGAUUAUUGUCGUUUUCCCCCCCGAAGGAUUCCAGCAUCUUCAUCUUCACACAUCUCUUCGUGGACACUAUGCAAGUGGAUAAAGCUUGAUUUCCUCACUCAGUUCAUUCAGGGCAGUCCCGUUGCGAAGCCGUCGUUUCAACAUACUUGAGUUCCUUGUUCAACAGGCAGUUUUUAAUGCACUUCCCUGUCUUUGACGGUCAUUCUUUCUCGUUCCUUUUGAUCAUGAACAAAUAGCCCAAAGUCACUUUGGCCGUUUUGCAGCGCAAGGCAAAUGUUUUGUUCUCGAACGGGCGACGGGGCUUCGCAUCGGUCGUUAAAGGGAUGUUCACCCUAAAAUGAAAAUUAGCCCAUGGUUUACUCGCCCUCAAGCCAUCCUAGGUGUUUAUGACAUUCUUCUUUUCAGACGAAUACAAUCGAAGUUAUAUUAUUAAAUAAUAUAGCUCUUCCAAGCUUUAUAAUGGCCGUUUCUGUUUUGAAAAUCCAGGACGUUUUUAAUUUAUAACCCCAAUUGUGUUUGUCUGAAAGAAGAAUGUCAUAUACACCAAGGAUGACUUAAACCGUGGGCUAACUAUCGCUUUAAGCGAUGACCUGAUGUCGUUACAUGAUGGGCCUUCUGACGUUUGGAUGAUCCGGGUGGUGGAGGGUAGAUGGAGCAUUGACUUCCAGACUGGAUUUACGGAUUUUUUUUCCGGCUUGCGAUGAUUGACAGUUUUCAUUGAUAUGCUGCUUGCGGAUUGAAGUCCGAAACGGGGCAAACCUUGAAAGCUUAGAGCGAUUUGAGUAAGAUAACCCCAAAAGAGGCUUAGAUUUGGCCUCCAUCUUCUGGACUUCUUUAACCUUGGGUUGGGUCAGUUCUCACUGAUCCACAGACUCGGAAAACCACACCUGGAAAACACGCUUUCUUCUGGUUUUACCCAGCGCUCGGUAAAAGCAUUAACCCAAACAGAGAGCAAAGCAACUCCUUCCUUAUCUCCCUCACUAUGUGCUUUCUGUAUAUAUUGUACAAAGGAAUUAUUUUAAAAAACAGUUGUUGAAUGCUAUCGGAUUUUCUUACUAUCUCUCUCUCUCUCUUUUAUUUUAUUUUUUGUCUGUUAGCCUUUUUUUUCUACCAUUGUUGACAUGAUAUCAACGUUUAGCUGGUAUAACGGCUUUAUAUUGGAAGUGUUUUUGUUUUUUAACUACUUUUUCUACCCCUCCUCUUCAACACUCUUCAAGUCAGUCUCACUCUGCUUUGAAACUGUUUUAGAAGCACAUCUUUUUGCGCAAAAGUUUUAAUAUAACGUCACAGGAUUUUUAGUCCACACCCUUGCGAGACUUAAAAGCAAUGGCACGUCCAUAUGUCAAGAGGGAUUGAUGGGAACUGUGGGAACCCGAGUCUGGUGCUAGUCUUUCCAGUUCAUCAACAUGCAGUUAUUGUCUGAAUCGCAAUCUCUCAGGAGAGCAUUAUUAUUGAAAUCUGAGCCUUUUAAGUCAUCCUAGCAUGUUCAUCGCUCUCAGCCGCAUUGAAACUCGAUUAUUGAGCGGCACAGGGAAGAAGACAUUACUUAACGUAAGUCGUUUACAGCGGCUCCCCCCUCCCUUCAUGUUAAACGUGACCGUUUGUUUUUCAUCCUCAUCGUCAGCAAAUGUUUAGUAUCUGCAGGGUAUUGUGAUAUUUUCAAUGCCGCAACAUGCUAAAAAUCGCACAUUUUUUAUUGUUUGGCCAGAUUUUCUCCGCCGUUUUUAUUUCCUUCUCUCCGUGGUGAUGUAAAACAACAUUUUUUAUGCUGAUUUAGGACCAGCUUUCUCUAACUAAAAGCCUAAACGGUAACUUAAGUGAAACUGCAGCACUGGUCUCAAAACGCUCGCACUAAUACGAGAGAGUUAGGAUUUAUAUAUAUAUAGUAAUAAACUCACUUUUUAGUUGUUCUGUCUUUGCGCGUUUAGCCUGUGCUGUCUGGUGACUUGAUUCAUAAUUGUUGAGGAAAAAGCGCUUGAUUGUUUUUAAUUUAUUUUUGAGGGUUCUUCAUUUUGUUGUUGCUGUUGUUUUUUUCUAGUUCAUGUUUUCUCCUUUUAGAAAGAUGAAACGGCCGGUUUUGUUUCAACAGUUCAAACAUGUGUUCAGAUUUGUCUCCAACGGUGCUAAUAUAGCCUCCCUGUGUGAUCCUUAUGGGAAGAGAAGAGAAUUUGGUUUAUUUUCUCUUCAGUUUUCUGUUUUUAUUAGGCCCCUCCCACAACCCACAUCACUAAUUAAGCCCCACCCACCCCACGCCCAUAGAGAGCUGUGUCAGUCAUUGGUACUUGAAAGAAAGAUGUUUACACCUCUUCAUUUCUGUGUUUGGAUCCAUUUCUCUUUGUAAACCAUCGCGCACUCUCUCUCUCUCUCUCUCUCUCUCCCUGCCUUUCCUCACUGUCUCACUCUCUCUUCCUAGGGAUCUCUCAUGUAAAGUGUAAAUUGCUACAUUUUUUAUACAAUACUGUAACUUGCCUUUGUACAUUUAGGCAGAAAAUAAAUCUUUUUAUGAGACAAUCA